This is a messenger RNA of Toxorhynchites rutilus septentrionalis, 25183 nucleotides long. Its product is annotated as unconventional myosin-IXa-like. The record is from RefSeq and is a predicted model, not a curated record. Gene Ontology annotation, cellular component: myosin complex. Gene Ontology annotation, biological process: intracellular signal transduction. Bases 1838 to 9787 code for a protein of 2649 amino acids. The transcript is spliced from 19 exons. Lineage: Eukaryota; Metazoa; Arthropoda; Insecta; Diptera; Culicidae. Gene Ontology annotation, molecular function: GTPase activator activity; microfilament motor activity; protein binding.
UCCAUGGUCUUGGUCUCAACGUCGUCGUGUCAGCUCCGCGAGCCAUAGUCAGCCAACAGGAGGCAUUGAGAAGAAGUAGUUGGGUCAAAAAAAGCCUACCAUACAAGAGCAGAGGACUUCCUGGACAAUUUCAGACAAUCUAGUGGCCUCCGGUUGGGCUCCACAAGUGCCGUAAAGGGUCCGGACCGUGCGUCGGUUGACAGAGCGGACAAUUUUGUGUGAAAACAGUGCUUCGCGAUCGCAGUUCGAGGAGAUUGAUUUCUGCGAAAUUUGUGAACUGCACAUUACAAUCUCUCCUGCCGUCCUCUCGGAUGAACGAAGUUCGAAUCGAAUCGAUUCCAGUGUAUGCUGUGGAAUUUUUGCUGAAAAUACGACGCUUAGUGCUACUGUGGCUGGAUUUGGGUCCACUUCCGGUGGAAUUCAAGUGGGAAACGUGCGAUUUACGUGGGCCACCCGACGGUGCCAGCAACGGAACGAGGGCGGCCGUGAUUUUCGCUGUCGACAUUUUGACAUCCACACAUACUCGCUUCGUGUCGGGAGGGCCUGUUGGCGAGAGUGUAAAUAUGUCUGGAAAAGUACGACAGCAGUGAAGAUGGCUGGAAUUUGUCCGUCACGGUGGAAUCUAGCUUAAUCGCAAGCGAUACGGUCAGCUUUGUGCGAAGGAAUAGAGCUGUGUGGGCGACAACAAUCCGUUCGUGUGUGUGUGUUUGUGUAGGUGUGGGUUCGUAGCUGUACAGGAUUCGUGCAGUGUGAGUGUAUGUCUAUGUGAACGCGCGCGCGUUCCUGUCAGCUAAUAAGGGGCAAAUGUGUGUGCGAAAAUUUCAAUGCAUCGUGUCUUAUCGCCGCAAUGUGUUUACUGUGUAAUGAUAAUGUGAAGGAAUCCAAAAAGCGAUAGUUCCCGGUUUAUCACUCUGCGUUCUGUUUGCUACUCCUCAGCGGUGUGCGCAGCGGAGUGGGUAAAAUUGUGGGGGUGUGUGUUUCGUGUACGUAUGGAUAUGCGUACGCUAGCGCGGCUAAAAGAGUGAAUAAAGAAGCAGCAGCAAUCAAUCAAAUAGUCGGCUCGCGGCCGAUAAAGUAAUACAGGAAAAAAGAAUGUGAAGAAGAAAGUGCAGAAUAAGUGAGAAAUACUCAAAUCAUAUGUCCCGGUUACGCGAUAGUGGAUAAGAGCAGAACGAACGAGAAGAAUGUAAUCUCGAGAGCAGCGACCAAACACGCAGGGAUAUGCUGAGUGGAGGCAAAACAAAAGAAACGGAAUGUGUGUGAUUGUGUCGAAGGUGCAGAAGGGAGUUAAAACAUAACAACAGCCGCUAGAAGAUUCUUGCGUUCCCUGGGCAGCGAACAACUAUUUUUCCCCUCGUUGCUCUGUAAGGGGUCGAUCAUUAAUCUCAGCUUAAUCGCGAAAAAUAUGCAAAAUAUGCCAAUUUAGUCUCCGCGACUAGCGCAGUUGAUGGUUGUGUAGUGUGUCGGUGUGAAUGUGCAUAAUAAAUCUUCAUAAGAGAGAAUAAUAGUGAGAAAAAUACGAAACGCUAUCAAAUAAUUGCUAAAUCGUUUAGCGGUGUGUCGCCGCGGUGAAAUAGGGAAUAGGUGCUAGCCGUGGGGAGUUCUGAUGCUGCACGUGGCCCAGAAGGUGGAACCAGCACACCAGAAUGAUUGGUGCCUGUUCGGUCAAUCGGGUGGCAACAACUGAAACUGAAAUAACAACAAGUUCUAUUGCCGUUACCGUUGCUGCUGUUUCUGACCCGCCAGAGACCGGCAACAAAGUAUUCGAGCUGCAAUUAUUAUUCCUUCAACCAAUAAAACAACAUCAGCAGCAACAGCAGCAACCAAGACAGCAACAAUGCAGAGCCAAGACGCGAUAGGCGACUGCUCUCGAUAUAUCUUGCAGGUGUAUGUUGGGGCGCUAUCCCUUCACUAUGAAGCACUCAGUGUGGAAGCCUCGAAGCAGACUACGGCAGAGGAAAUUGUUUCCUGUAUCGUAGAAAGGCUCGGAUUAACGGGUAACAACUAUGAGCUGGCUGAAGUGGCCGGCGAAUGCAAAGAACGGCGGCUAUCGCCCCACGAAAAACCCGUCUCCGUGAUGCUGCUGUGGCCAAUGCAUUCGGAGAAGGAUUUUCAUAGAUUUUAUUUACGUGAAAGGCAAAGUGAUGUUCCUUGGCUAGAUAAUUACGGUCUGGAUCCCCAGAUACUAAGAGACUUUAUACCAUUUCUACUUCAGAAAGAAAAUAGAGAAUAUCCUGAUUUGUGCCAAUUACCAGACCUCAAUGAAGCGACCCUGCUAGAGAACCUGCGGCAGCGUUUCGAGGCUGGCCACAUCUACACCUACGUUGGGAGCAUCCUGAUUGCGGUCAACCCGUUCAAGUUUCAUCCCAUUUACAAUCCGAAAUAUGUGCGGCUCUACCAGAACCAGCGCAUCGGACCGAUUCUGCCGCCGCACAUAUUCGCGAUCGCCGACAACGCUUACUACAAUAUGCUGAAGGAGAAACGGAACCAGUGCAUCGUGAUCAGUGGCGAGAGCGGUUCGGGCAAAACCGAGAGCACCAAUUUCCUGCUGCACCAUCUUACGGCCCUCUCGCAGAAGGGUGCUCACGGAUCGGGCGUGGAGCAGACGAUCCUGAGCGCCGGUCCAGUAUUGGAAGCGUUCGGCAAUGCUAAGACAGCGCACAACAACAACAGUAGUCGUUUUGGGAAGUUCAUACAGGUAAACUACCGCGAAAAUGGGAUGGUCCAAGGUGCCGUGGUGCAGAAGUACCUGCUGGAGAAAAGCCGGAUAGUGUCACAGGGACACUACGAGCGAAACUACCAUGUGUUCUACUAUCUGCUGUCGGGCGCAACGGAGCAAGAGCGGGUGGCGCUGCACUUGCUGCCGGCGGAGAAGUAUCACUAUCUGAAUGCGAAGAAUCUCACACUUGAGAAUUGCGACGAGAAGUACGAGUUCUCGAGGCUGAAGCAAAGUAUGGAAAUGGUGGGCUUCUCGGCAGAGAAGCAGCGGAGGUUGUUUGCUGUUUUGUCCGCCGUGCUGCUUCUGGGGAACGUGGAGUUCUUUCCGAAGAAAUCUACGUAUCAUCACGACGAGAGCGUACAGGUGCGAAACCCGGAUGUAGUGGGACUGAUUUCGGAGCUACUACGGGUGAAACAGGAAACGCUGCUGUCGGCCUUAACCUCCAAGCGUGUGAAAGCGAGCGGCGAAACGUUGAUCAUGCAGUACAAGCUGCCGGAAGCAAUCGCGGCGAGGGAUGCGUUGGCGAAAUGUUUGUAUGGGGCACUGUUCGAUUGGAUCGUGUUGCAAGUUAACCACGCUCUUUUGAACAAGGACCAGACGGUACACACCGGCCACUCAAUCGGGGUGCUUGAUAUUUUCGGUUUCGAGGAUUUUGGACUGCAAAACAGUUUCGAACAGCUGUGCAUCAACUACGCUAACGAGCAUUUACAGUAUUAUUUCAAUUUGCACGUGUUCAAGUAUGAGCAAAAGGAGUAUAAGCGGGAAAGCAUCAAGUGGACUGACAUAGAAUUCCUGGACAACUCUGGAUGCCUACAGCUCUUCGAGUCAAAACCUUCCGGUUUACUGUGUAUUUUAGAUGAUUUAUGCAAUUUCCCUGGAGCUACUAACGAAACGUUGCUGCAGAAAUUCAAUAGCGUCCACAAGGAUAAUCUAUUCUACGAGAAGCCUCAGCGAAAGGAGAACGCAUUCAUCAUCAAACACUACGCCGGCAAGGUGAAAUAUCAGGUGGCUGAAAUGCGAGAAAAAAAUCUUGACCUGAUGCGGCAGGAUAUUGUGAGUGUACUGAAGAACUCUAGCAUGGCCUUCGUGCGAGAGCUGGUCGGUGCUGAUCCAGUGGCAGUCUUCCGGUGGGCUAUCCUGAGGGCAUUUUUUCGUGGCUAUUUUGCAUUUAGAUCGGCCGGUAUCAAACACCGGAAGGAACGAGCCGACCAGUCAUACAACAAGCUGUCCACCAAAAGUCGCUAUCGUGCCCCGAAUGAAAGUAUUGUGAGCCAUCUAGUGACGGUUUCAUCGGUGAACCUAACUAUCAAUCGAAUUGCUAAGCGAAUUAGUAAUGCCAUGCACGAUAUCACUUCGAACAACAGCAGUGGAAAUGCCGGUGGAAUUAGUUAUCGCCAAUCUGUGGGUCCCGGAACGACCCAAGCUUUCAACAACCGGGACUACGCUUCAGGAACACCUCGCCGAUCCUGGUCCAGCUAUGCGUUCAACAACAAAAACUUUCCCGAUGGUAAGAUUAGCUACGAAUGCCAACAGCAGCAACAGCCACAUCAGCUGCACCAGCAGCAGCAACAACCACCAAGCCCCGAUUCCUCUUCGACUUCUGGCCAUCAAAGUAGUAACGCUAGUAGUAGUGGCAAGCAAACGACAGCGACGAACGCUGGUGGCAGUUUGGGUAAUAUUGGCGGUAAGCUGGACUCAGCCAGCUACAAUUCCUCGCAAGCGGCGCGGAAUCGCUUCGAGCGCUCGACCCAAGAUGUAAUGGCACGCGCUUCGCAGAUUGUUAUGAAAAACAAAUCGUUUCGUCCCCGGGAGCGACCAAAGAAGGGCCUCAAGAAUCUGCAGUCGGUAAAAACCCUCUCCGCGGGACAGAAUCUUACCAACAACCAGACGGCCAUCAAAACUCGCAAGCAGCCUCUAACCGUGACGGCGCAGUUCCAGAAUUCGCUGAUCGCGCUCAUGGAGACGCUCAAUCAGGCGAAUCCUUUCUUCAUCCGGUGCAUCAAGUCCAAUCCGAACAAAAUACCGAACCAAUUCGAUGAUGCCACCGUAACUAGACAGCUACGCUACACAGGCAUGCUGGAAACGGUCCGAAUCCGGCGGGCGGGUUACAAUGUGCGUCUCACGUACGAGGAGUUCAUCCAGCUAUACCGUAUUCUACUGCCCAAGGGGCUAGUCAGCUCCCAGAAGGAUGUCCGGGACUUCAUGAACACGAUGGACCUCAACAAGCAGCACUACCAGCUCGGGCUAACCAAGAUCUACAUGCGCGAGUCGCAGAAGAUGCGGCUGGACAUCUGUCUGCACACCAAGAUUAUCGACGGUAUCAUUACGAUCCAGCGCUGGUUUCGGUCGAUUCUGCAGCGUAAAAAGUACUGCCAGUAUAGGAGUGCGGCCUGCACGAUCCAGUCGCACUGGCGGCUGUAUUUGAAGGAAAAACAAGCGAAGUUUGUGCGGAAGAUCAAAACCGAGGCGGCCAUCAUUAUACAGGCAGUAUGGCGAGGGCACUCGGCGCGAAAGUGGUUCAACAAGUUGAAGAGCGGGGUGAUGGUGAUACAGGCACGAAUCCGAGGAAAUCAGGCACGAGAGCGGUUCAAAGUGAAUUUAAGCAAGAAACUACAGCGCGAACGUGCCAAACUGCGCUCCACUCAGAGUUUGCCGACGACAGAGCGCAUCCUGGAGAGUUCCUUCGACACGCCGGAAAUUCAGCAGCACAAAGCGAUCGGCACUAAGAUCCAAUCAUCGCAAGCGGUUGGAGUCAGUUUUGAGUCGGCGAUCGAUAUAGUAAAUAAGAACCGGGCCUUGUUUAGCGAUAAUAGUUUAAGCAGCGCUGACUUUAUUGAUGACGAUGACGAUGACGACGAAGAGGAUGAUGAUGACUGUUACGAAGACAUGGGCCUGGUCGACGAUCCCACUUUUGUUACGACCGUUUUGCGACAUGAAACGUUGCCGGAGAAAAAUACCAGCAGCGGCAGUACGAAGGGCAGUGGUUUGAUGGAUUUGUACGGCAGCAGCCAACAGCACGUGAAGGUGCCACUCAAACGACAGGAUGAUGUAUUAGAUAGGCCAAUGCGGAAGUAUGAAAUUGACCGCGCUAGCAAGAGUACGUUUGAUGAUGCCGAAUUGGCCAAGUAUCGCUAUGAGCGAGGAUUAAGUUCACUAGGUGGUAUCAGUGGGAAGUUACCGGUGCGACGGGUAGACUCAGGUCCAUCGCCGGGGCAUCGUGUACGAUACGAUGCGUAUGGUAGCGGUAGCGCCGGUCUCACUAGUGGUGGAAUGAUACGAAAUCAGAACCACAGCAAUAAUAGUUUUAGUUCCAGUAAUGUUGAAAUCGUUCUUGUAAAUAGCGGUAUAGAUAGUCUCUCUUCCUCAGUGGCCACUUCCGGAAUUGCCAACAGUAGCGCCAGCGGCAGUGGUACCAGUCUUAAUACAUCUACCAUUGCUACAGAGCAGCCGCAGAAACUUCCUCUUCAACGGAAUCUCAACCGUAAUACAAUUAGCCAAACGCAACAAUCCAGUACCACACUCAGUCGCCGUGAGCUUAUUUGCCGCAGUCAGGGUGACGAAAUCAACUCCAACUAUCAUCUGCAUCAUCUCCAGUCAGCACCAUCCAUUAUUACAUCGCUUUCAUCCGCUCCGUGUAUGGCCAAUUAUCAAAACGUUCAAUAUACAACCGCCACGACAGCAGCAUUCCAUCAGCAACAGCAGCAGCAGCAGCAGCAGCACAUACAACAGCAACAACAUCAACAACCUCAUCCCUAUAACAAUAAUAAUAACAACAACAACAUGAUCAAAUCUACUAGCAUUUCCAACGUUAACAGCAACAGCGGCAGUACCACCAAUAUAUACAGUUACGUUAGUCAGCAGCAGUCGCCACAUCAGCAGCAGCAGCAGCAGCAACAACAGUUCAUCCCACCGGGAAGCGCACAAAGCAAUCUGCCUCUGUCACAGAGGGUGACCGGCAGUUAUCCGGAUGAGUUCGCUCAGAACUACUAUAACACGACCACCACACCGAAGGGCAAAGCCGCCGCCCUGCUCGGCACCAAAUCGGAGGAUUGCAAGUACGGAGGAGGCAAGGAUAUCGAUUUGACACUGUCGAGUGCUGCUGCUACUGCCGCCGUUAGCACGAUCGCACCCAGUAAAACCCGCCGCAUGAAAACGAAUCUCAGUGACGACUUCUCCGGAACGAUUACCAGUGGAAAUGAUGGUAGCAAUACUGGCUGUCCCGGGGGCAAUAGCACCGGCCAGACGGCCUUGAUUCGCCGGGGUGCCAUCGCCGGAAUGGAUACCCUGAAGCGACGCAAUUCGGACCCGACGAACAAGAUCCCGCUGCUGGAGGUUAACCGGGGGAAUGAUAUGUACCAGUCAAGCACCCGAAUCAACAUCGCUGGGCAUCAGUUCCGGAAGGUGCAACGAAUUAACAAGGCAGAGAAGUGUGCCAGCUGUCAGGAGAGUGAUUCGUUUGUGAAUGAAGGCUACCGUUGUCUGGAUUGUAAGGUUUUGGUGCACACGAAAUGCAUCCAAAACGGAGGAAUCAAAUCACUCCAAUGUGCGGCCAAGCGGUCCAAACGGAUACGCACCGGGAAGCACGAGAAACACGCACCGAUCGGUGGGUUGGGAAACACAAGCACUCCCAACUCGAAAUUUUCAGCCACGCGCGAAUACACCGACUCGACAGACAAGAUUAUAAGUGAUGCCAAAGAGCUGCAACUGAUGCAGGAUUUCAUCACGCAGAAGAUCUGCAAGAUGGAGAGCGAUUGCGAGAAGCCUUCGGAGGUAGACCGUGUGUUCAAGCAAGCCUUGCGUGAGUUCAAAGACAACCUGGUGGCGCAAUACAGUGUAGCACACAAGCAGAACUCGGAUGUACUAAACAUCAAAUAUCGAGAUUUGAUUUCAAACUUCGAGCAGGUUAUUGAGACCACUUCCGGCAGGAAGAACGAUUUCCCACUAACGAUGGGCGUGAACGCGUUCAGAGGCUUCAUGAACGAGUUCAUGAACUCACGCGAGACGGAGAAACCGAAGGCUAAACGAAAAAAAGACAAGAAGCGGAAGCAUGACGAACACACCACUUAUAACGGUCACACAUUCCAGCUAACGAUCAUCAACAUUGCGACGGCUUGCGAAAUUUGCCAACAGUUCCUUCUCUGGCCAAUCGAGCGUGGAUUGGUGUGCCAAAACUGCCGCCUAACGUGUCACAAGAGGUGCUAUACGAAGUCGUUCGCGUGCAGCAAAAUCGCAAAUACAGGCCCACUUGGUCCGGGAGGGACGGGCGUGGGUGUGACGGGUGUUAUGAGCGGUGGUACCACCGUGUGUGACACUGGUGAUCUGCCGACUAAGCUCUUCGGUGUUCCGCUGACGGGUCUGUGUGCUGGUAACGAUGGUGUUAAAAUUCCCGCCCAGAUUUACAGUUUGAUCAUGAUGAUCGAAAUGCAUGGUUUGUACUCGGAGGGUAUCUACAGGAAGAGCGGCGUCAGCUCAAAAAUAAAAGAGCUGAAGGGCAAAAUGGACAGGGGAAUGGGUACCUCCGAUGAGAUGGACUACGAAAGUUACAAUGUGCACGUCCUAACGAACGUGCUGAAAUCUUUUCUGCGAGAGAUGCCGGAACCGCUGCUAACCUUCGAUCGGUACGAUGAUUUCCUGAGAGCGGCAGAUCUGUCCGAUGGGAACGAUCGUGUUCAGACGCUUCUUUCACUGAUUAAGAAGAUUCCCCCUGCGCACCAUUGUCUGCUGGAGAGGUUGAUCUUCCAUCUGGCGUUGGUAGCCAAACUAGAGCAGUAUAACAGAAUGUCAGCGAGUUCAUUGGCAAUUGUGUUCGCUCCAUGUGUGCUGAGAACGAACAGAUAUGUUCCAGCACAGGAUAGCUUGAACGAUAUUGGCCGACAAACAAAAUGCAUGGAGACACUGAUAACGCAGAAGAUGUUAAAUGUGAAGAGUACACUGGCGGAUAUUGAUACGUUGGAUACGGCGGCUCAUACGGCGACCACGCGGCUGAGUACACUGCGAAGCAGUAAAGUGUUCACACAGGAAGAAAUGACGGCAAAUGCACGAGGCGGUGGAGGAAGUCUGGAGACCGAAACCGAGGAGAUGUUACUGGAGGGACACAUCCAGGAAAUUAAGAAGGAGAAGGCACUUCUGACGUCUACAUUGCCGAGCUUGGCACGAGCGAGUUCCGAUGACGAUUUGCUCUCGACUGAUCUGGACGGCGAGGGUGGAAGUUUGGACGAUCUGAGUAGUAGCAAGGAUAAAGAUUUGGACAGUAGCUACAAUAACGUGAUCAGCGACAGUGGUAUCUCAAUCCGCUAUCAGCCCCCGUCGGAUCACGGUAGCAGUAAUGUUAGUCUCAACAAUGAUGUAGCCAUGGCUGUGAGUUAUAAUUUACGUGAGCAAAGCAUCGAUUAUUUCCAUAAGGUUGGCAAGACGAAAUCGUUGUCCCACCAAACCCUAGUUGAACGGGAGGCGUUCCUUAAAAGUGGUAGCCAAAGUGGUUCUGCAACAACACCACAAUCACCCACAACGACCAUCACCACCUCGUCUUCAUCCCCAUCGUCGUCGGCCCCCUCGAUGAUCAAAUCCCAGAAUGGUAGUACAAGUAGCGUCAGUAACAACAGCACCUCCAGCAAGCGGUCCGAUAGUCAACAGUUGAACCUCAGCCAUUCGAUGGUCACCCUAUCGACGGGAGUCGGUUGCGCUGGUUCAGCCAGUAACUCCUCAUCGUCCACCUCGGACCUCCAGCGGCAGAAACCGGUCAUUAUGCGUAGCAUAUCCGGUGGCUACGAACCAUCGUCUUCCAUAUCAGGUGCAAGCUCCUCCCAGAAGAUUCUGAUCCAACAGUCAGCAUCAAUUCCUAUCGCUUCAUCAUGCUCCUCUUCACUUGGCAAUGUGAACAACAACAGCAGCAGCGGCAGUAGCAACAACAGCAAUGUGUUGAAAGACAAUAAGGAGCAAAAAAUGAACCGGCGGAUGUCCGGAAAUAGACGACAGAACAGUGGCGGCGGUCCACAUCCACCGCCAUCUUCCAACAUCAGUGGGGGUGGUUCCGGUAAUAACGGUGACGACGAACCGAUCAUGGUUUGAAAUCACUCACACGAAACACGCGUCAAGUGGUUUUAGAUUAGUUUGUAUCUUUUCUGUUUUCUCUAGUUUUUUUUGUAGUUUUUUUCUUUUAACUUAAUGAAAUCGGUUCAUUUCGAAAACGGUGUCUCGUUUCAGAAGAAUCUUCGAUGGAAACGUUAUUUGUUGUUAAAAAUUAUAUAAAACACAAUGAAAAAUACGAAGCAGGAAGAAAAUCGCAUUCAGUUUUUAUGUGUAACAAAACUAUUAUAACGAUGAUUUAUUAUUAAUCUUAUUUAUAACGAGAAGCAGCGGAAAAAUGUAACGAAUGUGUGAUUAUAGAGAAGAAACAAUGUUUGAAUCUAACGAGAACAAUAUACUCGGUGUGUGUGUGUGUGUGUGUGUAUGUGUGUGUGUGUGCGCGUGCGGUGGCUGGUUGUGCUAGCCAAACGCCGAAGGGAGCGAAUGAAUGCGAGAGUGUGCCGUUAGGAUGUAGGACAGUUAAAACUCAUUACACUAUAGCGAGUCGAAAGUGGAAAUAAGAAGCGGAAGCGCAUAUUAAUUCACAUAUAGAUAGAAAAAAGAAUGAAUCAUUAUAACAGAAGUGAAGAAAACGUUUAUAUAAUAGAAACCACGCUACCCAAACGAAUAAUUAAACAAACAAAAAAAAAGGAUUAUUUCAAAGCGAAUUAACGAUUAUACAAGAACAUCUUUUGUUGGUGUUUGCUUUCGUUCCGAACUUAUGUUUCCCUAUCUUAUGAUUUCUUUGUUAAUAGUUUUCUUUAUUAAAUUAGCUCUUUGUUUGCUAUAUUCGUAAUUAAUUUAAGACAAUCCAUCAAGAAAACACGAUCUGCAAAGUGGACUUUUCUAAAAAUCAUAUUCUAGCUUUGAUAUAGUUGUUCUCAGUGCUGGCGUUCUCCAAACGAAGAGUCAGUUGAGUCCACCCCUUCUCGCGUUACGUAAUUGGAGCACGAGGCCUAAACCGUCGGGUUGCCUAUUUUUGAAGGUAAUCAGGAAGCCCAUCAAACUUUUUUAUCGGCCGAUACUGAUUGAUGUAAUGUACGCAUAUGCAUACCUCUCUGUUUGAAAAGAAGUCUGCAGUUCGGUGGGCUUUUAAUGCGUUGCAUCUCUGAUUUAAAUCUUGAUUCUUUUAGAUUCCGAAAACACAAAACCAUCUGUAUCUCGGGAUUGGUUGAAGGCUCAAGACAUGUUUGAUUAUCAAAAUGCAGAUAAUUUAUUGUUAAAAAUAUAGAAAAAAAAUAUUCCGUUAGAGUUUUGACGAAUUUUCGUACUUUUCUUCGGAUACCCUCCAUCAAAGUUUGGACUCUCUGUUGGUCAACCUCAGCGGCCAUUUUAUUCUACGAUCUCUUCAUGUCUGCAGCAUACCGAGUCACUUUAGAACCUUUCUUCAAUUUCCGCUUGACAAUUGCCCAACAUUUGAGCAUAUGAGGAGAAUUGAGGUCUUUUUCAAUGUAAUAGACCCCAUUGUCACAGUACCACUGAAGCAUCUCUCGACUGUAGAGGCAGUUUACCAAAACUUCAUCGGACCUUUGUGAGCCUUAGUAAACUAAAAGAAACUCUUCCCUAUAUAUUUUCGAGUCCAUUGUCUUGUUUGUGACGAUAAUCUUGUGUUUCUGUCCAUAGCUGCAAAAUCCUUGCCAAAUCGAGAACUUCCUGGGACUUCUACUUCGGCAGCGGCCUUAUACAAUUUCAGACCUGGGAGGUGUCCAAACUCCAUCUUCAGGUACGUUUCGUCACCCAUCAGCGUGCAUCCUUCGUACUUCGUCAAAACCUUGCUGUACAACUUUCGAGUUAGUCUUUUAACCACCAGAUUUUGGCUCAGCGUAGUGUUUCGUUGCUUGCAGGCACCGAAAUUACGAUAAUUUUCUCGCUCACAGAAUCUCCAGAUGGUACUUUCGAAGGAAUUGUGUUUUUUGGAGUUCCUCUACGAUGUGUUCUCUGAUCCAUCCGAACAACAAUUGUACAUUCACGAAAACGAUAUUCAAAUAUUAUUGGCAACCCUUUACAAUUGACCAACCAGCACCUGGUCCGGGAUCGACCCCUCUAUUGACUAGUCUUGUCUUAGACUACGGCCGAUAUACAAUUUACAAGAACGUGUAUUUACAAGAACCAAAACCUUAAUGAAACAUUGUCCUCUUAUGGCAAGAGUUUCAACAUUUCUCGUCGUCGAUUACUUCCUCUGGGGAUACGUGAAGGACCGUUGCUAUGUUAAUAAGCCACAAAAUUUGGAGGAAAGAAAUAACUCGGAUUUUCAACAGCAUCGAAGUCGUAAUGUUAGAGUUGUGCAUGAAGAAUUUUGUUCACCGUUUAAAACGUGUUAUCUAAAAAAAAAGGGGUGGUCACCAGGGUUACUGCUUUCGUGUAGUACUGCUUUCUCGUGUUCUAUCUAAGGCGAAAAGAUACAAUAGUUUGCGUCAUCGACUAGCUUUACAAUUGAUAAAUAACACUGUUUAUCUUUUUCCUACUGAAACACAGUUAAUACGAAUUUUUACAUGUAUACCAUCAACAUCGUCAAAUUCAUAAUAAAUAUGCCAAUCAAUGAUACUAAAGCUAUGAUUAUGAUUCAAGAUUGAACCUAUCAAUUUAACCCUUUGCGGUUGUAUUAAAUUUCGACGUUUUUGUCGUACCGGUCGCAUUUUUUUACAUGAUAGUGAUGUAUAACUUUGUGAGACUAUGAAAGAUGAACAAGAUUCCUAUAUUUUUUUGUAAACUUCUGAUAAGUAUUUACUAAAUAAUGUUUGUAUGUUUAUGUUCAAAAAAUAUUUGCUAUAAUUCUUCUUUGUGUGAUAUCCUUCGCAGAUGUUACAAAAAUAAUCAGUUUGGCGUCUUCCGCCUUUUAUCUUUUUGUACGAACAUACAAUGCUCUUUACAUCUACACAGUGCCGCAAUACAUGGAGUUUUCCAUUAAUCCCUUACUCAAGCAUGGAUGAAACAUUUUGUUUAUACUGAGUACCGUUAUCUAUUAUUCAUAUUAGAACCGUUCGUUAAGAAAAGUGUGAGUUGAUACAUUGUUGCAUAAAUCAUAAUAAAGGUAUACUUCUUUGUUGUUGUGGCUGAAGGUAGACAAACGACCGCAAAGGGUUGAUACAGAUUUCGAUACAGAUUUUCUGAGAAAACACACAGAUAGAAAGAUUUUUUGAGACCAAAAAUACAGAUUUUAUUAUGGCAACCCUGGUGGUCACAUCGAAAAUGUCCCAAAAUAAGCUUUAUUUCCACUUUGGUAGAAGUUUUCAAAAUUUGUUGCGUUAGCGUUCAAUCUGAAAGACCCUGUAUGAAUUUUUUUUUUUUUUUUUUUUUAGUAAAAAUUAUUGAAGUCCUCAUCUAACGAAAAUGAGGAACUGAGACGGCCCAAUCCGCUGUCAGCCGCCGACCAGCCGUCGGAAGCGGUGGCCUGUGUUUCAUCGAUUGCCCGGUUACCUUGAAACAUAGGUGACCAUCCUUUAGUUAGGAGUGUCAGUGACCGUUGGACGACAUACGUUUGCCCGGUUAAUUUUUGUAAACGUAAUGCACUAGGCAAACGCCGUAGAUCAAUGUACGCAGAGAAAAAGUAGAAUAUUUUCGGAAAAGUCUUAAGGAAAAUGGGAAAAAUCGGGAAAUUGAAUUCCCAUAUGCUCUAGAAUUAGAUCGUGAGUAGCUUAGGUUUCCAUUCGAGGUUUUCGCUAACGAAAUUGUUGAUAUUUAUUAGAAUUUUUACAUUAGCGAUUUUCGGGUUAAAUAACGCACCGUUAUGUCUUCUAUCUAUAUAAAUAAAAAAAAGAUAGCCAAUUAUGUUGCUAAGCGCAAAACCUGAGGAACGAAUCGUUCGAUUUAAGCCGUCUUUAUUUUGUUGUAUUUAUCUAUGUCCGUAGAUCAAUGUAUGGUGAUAUAUUUUUUUUUAUUUUUUUUAAAAACAAUGUUCCACAAUGAUAUCGUUGUUAGUCCAAUUGGAUUUCGCGUUUGCGGAAUUAAGCCUUCUGUACCGUUAGUGUGAAGCGAAAAUGGCAAUGGAAUCUCAGGUGGAAUAACGCGCUUUGAAAAUGAAAAUUAUGAAUGAAAAUUUACUUUUAUGCAUCAAACAUGUAUUCCAUGUAACGGAGAAAUAUGUUAUGUGCAAAUAAUUAAAGAAUCUUGAAUGAGAUUUGUGGCUGAAAAUAAUUUUAUAUUAUAAUGACGAGUUUCGGUAGAAGUACUAGUAAACCUAAAGUAAAAGGAAAUUGUAAAGGACCAAUUAGAAAAUCAAUCAAUGGAGAGUUCUGCGAUUGAACCCACGAACGUUUGCUUCGUAAGAAAACGUAAAUGCUCGAAGGUGUAAUACCAAAAAAUCAAUUUUGGGCGGGACGAAGUUCGUGGGGUCAGCGUUCAUAAAAAAAUAUUAUGCUCCGCGAGCAUUAAUACGUAAGUACCAAGUUUAUUAAAUAAAUACUAAUAGUCGAAUAAUUAUCCCAGUUUUCAAACGAAAAACAGGACAUGUGCAAAUUAAGAGCAGGGGUGGAUAAACUAUUUUUUACAUACUGUAUGUAUCUCACGUGUUACAAGGGGUGCUCGAUAUCUUUCAAGAUAAGAGAGUUUGUAUACAUUGUCAAAAAUUGCUUUACUUUUUUUCAAAAUGUGCAUGACACAUUCUUCAAUGCAUUCGAAUCAACUUUUGCAGCCUUUGUACCACUUCGACAGAGGCUGGUUUUUGAUAGUCAAAUUAGGCCAUAUUCAAUGUUUUAACACAUUGCGGACCGCUCACGAGAUUUCUUGUGUUUCGCGUUCCGUCUGUUACGGAUUUUUUUUUCAUACAUACAUUUAUUGAAUCUUCCAUAAUGUGGAAAUAACAAUAAUUGGUUAUACAUUUAGUUCUAACAUAAUAAAGUAUUACGUUUGUUGUCAAUUCUUACAGUUAAAAUUUCACAUGUGUGAUGGAGCACAACACUAACGUUUGACCACGUUCAAAUAAUUAAGGUUUUUUUCUUCAGACGUGUUACCAUAGGUUGACCGAGUCGCCUUGCUAGUGGAUUUGGAUGCUUCUUCACCUUUUCCGCAUAUUUCCUCCUCGUUUUAUCGUUCUUCUUUACCCGUCGCCAUCCUUAAGUCUCGAUGUAUGACACUAUUGCGAAUGUACCAAGGGGCCCCAGUAAUUUGUCUUAGCAGUUUAUUUUGUACUCUUUCGAUGAUUUCGAUAUUACUUGCUGAAGCUGUUUGCCAUAGUUGACAGCCGUAAUGCCAAAUAGGUUUCAGCAUGGAUUUGUAUAGAAGUAUCUUGAACUCUAGUUUUAAUUUCGACUUCCUCCCGAUUAGCCAAUGUAUUUGUUUUGCUCGCAUCUUCAAUUGCGUUUUCUUCGCAUCUAUGUGUUUCUUCCAGGUUAGACGACGAUCUAGAUGUACACCAAGAUAUUUAAUUUCAUUCGACUGCAGAUCCAUUGAACUUGAUUUGUGGGCAUGUGUUCCUAUUAAGCGUGAACGUAACGUGGACACAUUUUGAUUUACUUUAAUUCUCCAUUUUUGAAGCCACUUUUCCACGACCGUUAUGUGUUCCUGGAGAUCCCGUGAAGCAAUCGUUCUGUUUUUGUGACUGCUGAGAAUAGCUGUGUCAUCUGCGAAUGUUGUAGUGUUGUAGUAAGUUACGCGCGGUCGGGAGAUCAGCUGUGUAGAUGAGAUAGAGAACUGGUCCAAGAACACUGCCCUGAGGAACGCCAGCAUAAAUUUCUUGCUCUGGUGAUAGAGUUUGGUUAUACCGAACAUGAAACUUUCUUCCCAGUAGAGGCCUUCAUAUACUUUACGAAUUUUUUCUAUCAAUCGGUGCACUUGUUCAAUAGUGCCAUGUUUUGCUCGGAAUCCGAAUUGAUAAUUCGGGAUUAAUCUUUCAAUCUCGGGUGCUGAUUUUAUCAGGAUAAUUUUUUCGAACACUUUUUUCGAAGAUUGGAAGGAUGCUGAUAGGUCUAUUAGAUUCCACUUUCUGUGCGUCUUUCCCUGGCUUAGGAAUCAUAAUGAUGGUCGAAAUUUUCCAUGCUUGUGGGAAAUAUCCUUUAUGGGUCAUUGCGUUGAAAAUUCUCGUGAGAUGUUUAAUUGCUAUGUCAGGUAGUUCCUUGAUCAUAUAUCCGUUGAUGUGGUCGAUACCGGGUGACUUUUUCACAUUGAUUUGAUUAUUGAUAACAUGUCUCACCAGCCGAUGUUUGAUUUUCAUUUUGUUUUGGUUUAUAGCACCAGAAAAUUCGAGCGUUUCUUGAUUAGGUCCGGAUUGAUUCGGAGUGAAAACUUUUUGAAGAUGGUUUGCAAAAGUGGCUGCUUUUUCAUCGUCACUUCUGGCCAAAUUACCAGAGGGCAUUCUAAACGGCGGGACCUGUAACUGAGGUCGUUUUAGAUUCUUAGUUGCCUUCCAUAGUGAGUAAUUAUUAUUUUGAUUUGGCGAUAAUUCAGUUAAGUAAUUAUGGAAUUUUUCAUCUUUCUCGUCUUGUAAUAGCUAUCUUAAUUUAAGUUGUGCCACAUUGAAUUGGUUUUUAGAUUCUGGCGAUCGUUUGUUUUGCCAGAUACGUCUUAGUCGUCGCUUUUCUGCAACUGCUUAUUUUAUGUGGGAGGCAGUAAUAAUUUUUUUGUGUUUCUGAGGCUUCAUAGGUGGGGUAGCUAUCUUUGCAGCGUUCUUCAUGAGUACACUGAGCUGGUUAACUGCUUCCUCAAUAUGAUGUUCGUUAUCCAGAGGUAGAUCGAGAAUGUUAGAGGAGAUAUAUGUCUUACGUUUCGUCCAAUUCGUUGAAAAGUUAGUGAGAUUAGAUGACGUCUGCUUCACUUCCUUUUCUAUGAAGUAUUCCAGGAGUAUUGGUGAGUGAUCAGAUGAUAAAUCCAGAAGAAGCUUCGAUCGAAUUCGUUUACUAUUAAUAUUUUUUGUGACAGCGAAAUCUAGCAGGUCCGGAAGUCGUGCGAGGUCCUCUGGCCAGUGUGUCGGUUCACCGCAUGAUGCAAUGUCAUAGCCAGAGUCAGUGAUAACGUUGUAUAAUACGCGUCCACGAGUGGUAAUCAGCCUUGAUCCCCAAAAGGUGUCUCUAACGCGUUCACGCGUUAAAGUCACCAGCGACGAUAAAUCGGUGCCCUUGGAGUGAGAAGAAGUCUUUCAGUUCCUCUUCCGAAAGGUGGUGGUUCGGUGAAGAGUAGAGUGCUGUUAGUACUAUUUUCUCAGAUUUAUUCUCGAUGCACACAGCCGCUGCUUGGAUAUUAAGAGUACUGUGACGGUGCCAUAAAUAGUGUGGAAUAUCUCGUUUGAUGAGGAUCGCAGCCCCACCUCUUGCUGACCCGUGCGGGUGAUUUGUACCAUAGAAAUCAUAUCCCGUCAGAUGAGUUUCAUUGAUAAGAAAAACGUCAAUGUCGUGUUGGUUCAAGAAUAGUUUAAUUUCAUUCAAAUGGUUAUGUAUCCCGUUUGCAUUCCAAUAGCAGAUUUUCAAAAACAUUAUUUUGAACAUUGAAAUUUUUGAUGAGAAGUUGCUGGCUGCGCAACAUUUCUUGCAUCAUUGUUUACAUUGAUGUCAUGAGUUGCAUUAUUGAACCCAUAAAUACUUGUAAUUGGUCCGCGGGAGGAAUUAUUGGUGUUGAAGGUUGGGAGAGUAGAGCAUCCCUAUACGAUGUGCUAGGUGUAGGCGUGAAACCAGGAGGUUGGGGUUUCGGGUGUGUGGCUGAAUUUACCAUUGGUUGCAGGGUUGGCUGAUAGUUUGCAGGCCUGCUAGUUGCAGCUUUUUGUCGAGAUUCUUGCGGUUUUUUCUUUAAUGUUGUAUAUACAGGGCACCCCCUGUAGUUUGCAGUGUGGUUGCCACCGCAGUUGCUGCAUUUUUUUGCUUCUGUUGUUGUUCUUGAGACUGGGCAUUUUUUUUGUCUCAUGAAUGCCACUGCAGACUACACAGACUGCUGGAAGGUUGCAAUAACCUUUAGUAUGCCCGUAUUCUUGGCAGUUGUGACACUGCACAGGGCCAGUCCGUUUGUGCAGCUCUUCGAACGUCACUACACGAUUUAAAAGUCGGGUGACUUUAUAAAUUGGAUCCACUUCACCCGGUUUCAAUUUCCUCGUUGAUGGCUCUAGUUCUACUCUAUAGAGCGGCUGUGGUUUUUUUAGUCGGUUCAACAUAUUAGUAACCGAAGUCACUUCAAAACCUUUAUCGAUAAGAACGUCUUUUAUAUCAUCGGGUGAAACACCCUGUUCUAUGCCUUUCAGCACCACAGUUAGACAUUUCCAAGCUUUUAAGCGGUAGGUGUAAUAGAGAGUUUUUUCCUUCUCUAAAGCGUUCACAAUUUUGCGAUAAUCGUCAAUCGUAUUGCACUGCACUUUUAGUUCACUAAUGUUUCCGCGUUGCACAUUGCGACACAGAAAAUUGUUGCUACCGAUAGCUUUUUUAACUAGGUCAAUCGCGUUUCUAGUUACCACCUGACGCAGGUAAAUCGGUGCGGGCUUUGAUUCUACAGUUUUUUGCUGUGCACCUUCGUCGUUCACCGGAGCAAGGGCAUCGAACCUAUUGCUCAGAGGGAUAACUGUGUUGGCUGUAGUGUUUGUUUUUUUGGCUGCGUUGCCAGUGUUUGCACUAUUGGGACCUAUUUUUCUUUUAAAAUAGUGAGAGUUCGGGUUGAGUAGCGUACUGGAGUGGACGUGUGUUUUUGCGCUCCGUGCUUUGACCUUUAUGUGCUUGCGAUUCCUGCCGUUUUAAAGUGUCAUGACCAGUGAAACUGAUGAACAUUGUUCUAGUGGAAUGAAAACCAGUGAAAUUCGGUUGAAUUCCAUGAUUUAUAGUGAGAUAAAAAUAAAAAGUGACAUCAGAUCGAGAGAAGCCAUUUUUUUUCGGCUCGUAAUUAUUUGUUAGUUAGAAUUUUCUCUAACGUUAUGCUCCUGAUUGUCGGCACUCUCGCAAUGUGCUCUUGUUCGUCACGCUCUCGGUUUCGUGUCUCUCUCAGUUCUCGCGCUCUCAAAUGCGUGUUGUUUUCUUAUCGUCGCGUAAUCGGUUUCGGGAAGACUGUUUACAAAUAUAUGUUAUGGGAAAAUCUAUGCUUAGCUUCAUGUGAUUGAUUUGGAGUUGCUAACGAGUAUGAAGAUGUUCUUGGGUUUUUUUUUGCACCGCCGUAGUGAACGUAUCACAUCGAAAGAAAGCGCUGACAUCGCUGGACUGAGGAUACGAGCUAAGUUGUAUUUUUCAUUCCUAUCUCAUACAUAUUACAAACAUUACAUUUAAUUUAUUGUGGGUUCCUGUGGGUGUGGGUAGAGAUUUUAUUUCAUUUCAUUUCAUAUAGCAGCUGUGUGUUAACGGUUCCAGAUUUGAGUACAAUCAUAGGCAAAACAGGAGUUCCCGCUGCAAUCAGUGACUCGAAUAUGUGGAGGUGACGGGCGGAUGUGUGUGUGUGUGUAGCGUGUUUCUGAGCGAUUGGCGGAUUGAUCCGGAGAGUGAGAUUCAUCAUCCUCUCUAGCGAGUGCGUCCUAAUGUUCGGUUUCGUUAACUGGGCUGCAGCAGUUGUAAUGUAAGCUGCCAUUUGAAUUCAUCUUGAAAUGACUGACUCUGAACUCCAGGAUGUGCCUCACAUUAUGGAGUUGUCAGAAUUCACUUUAUGUUGCGUGUCUAAAGUAGUUUGUGUAGAUUGUGAUUAGCUUGUUGCCAAAAAAAUAUUAUUCUCUGCAUACAGAAGGACUUGGAAAAUGGAGGAGAAGGAUUUGGUCACUCAACCCUACUGUUCGCAAAUGUUUGUAUAUGUGUUUGUAUGUAUUUGUAUUUAUUUUUUUCUCUUUUUUUCGAGUUUCUGCUGUACUAUAAACUAUGUUGUUUUUUUUUUUUAAAUUCUGGAUUCCAAAUAAGGUGGUUGCAGAAUUAUAAUUUCAAAUGUCUUUCCUCGUCGAUUCUAUGUUGAGCCUUUUUUUCAAAGGGUCGAGGAACUCGGAUUUUAAAAUCAGAUUCCGUGUUCAUACACACACUCUCGUUUACUGUGAUGGUGGAUGCGACUGUGUGCGAGAGGUGGCCGUACGAGAUGUUAAGGUCGUGGGAUUGCAGCUGCAUUGAAUGAUAUUGGUGUGGAUGCAUUGCUUUCCCUCGCUUUGUUCGGACUUGCUGCUUCGAGCGGGCAGAGUGGUUUAUUUUUUUUUUUCGUCAGUUGUGCAGUCAAAUUUUUGUGUGAGCUCGGAUCCACUGUCAACGUAGCCUUGAGUGCAGUUAUGUUGAAUCCGAGUACAUAUGGUUUGAUUGUACGAUAGCUAAGGUAAGGAGACGAGCUAUUUUGUUCGCUUGGUCUGGCCGAUUUCGGGUGGCGCGAGGGGACACUGACAGCCGCACCGGUGCAAUUCUGUGUAGCUGUUUACUUCUCGCGAUUGCAUACGAUUCGAGUGGCCCCAUUUUCGCACAGAGGUUCAUCAAAUUUAACCAAAAUAUGGAACUAGUAUGAACAUAGUAGCUUUAGUGUGUUCAUUUAUACUCUAAUUGAGGGUGAUUGUUUCUAGAUGAGUUCUCUCGGUUACCUUCUCAGGUUUCCCCACAGUUAAAACUUCGCAGUUGCGAUUGGAUUUCGAUAACAAAUAUGUGCAGAAAAAUUUAAAAUCUUAUUAAUGUUACAAGUUUUCCUUCUCAGGAUACCUAAAGAUCUCUGCCGCGUGUUGAGAUAUGAGAUUUUCAAAAUUUAGUUCCAUUCAAUAGAUUGCGUUUACAUAAUCACAUCACUUACCACAGUGAAUCCUGAUUAUUACCACUUCCCACUAACAAUUAUCCCUUCCUUGAUAAACGCUAGGGAACCACGCUAUAGAGGCGACCCUUCUGGUCUUAGGGCGGCGAAUAUCAUACUAACAUUCCUUUCCUUCCCCUGGUGACUGUAAGGACGUGGCCGGCGUCGUUAUUGACCAUUUAAAGCUCGAAUCACCGAAAAUUGCACAACGAGAAUGAUUUGCUAGUCCCAAGCGUCAUUCUGUGUGUUCUUUGUGCAAUUUGGUUGGUUCAGGUCAAUCACGGAGAGCAACUACGAAUUGUACAGUCUACCCAAGCUCAAGCUCAAGCUCAAGCUCAUUUUUCUUUUAAAAUAGCGAUCUACCCCUGUUUGCACUUUUUUAUCGUCUGUUGGUUUCUUCACAUUUGAGAUGAAAUUACUAUUUUCCGGCGAUUUGUUCAAAGCGGGCUCACUUUCAGCGCAGGUUGACGAGUUCUCUACCGCAUCACUUUUUUUCGUCGGCGUUCUGGAAAGGCCAGAUUUUACAAACGGAUUGACUUGUUCUCCGUUCAUAUCACUACGAGGAUACUUCGUCCUUCUCACUCUCUAUUAACACUCUUGAAGGAGCGCCAGAAGCGAGCGCAAAAUAAAGUGCGAACGCGUACACUAUCGCAGCGAACGAACUUGCCACGGGCUUGAGGGGUAAAAGAAAGACUGGACUGCUCAGCUCAAUAGCCAAGCAGCGAAUGUCUGUUACGGAUGGAUCACGAAAUAACCAGUGUUUUCUACACUUGAAGGUUAAAUCCUUGGUUUCCCAGGAGUCUAACAAGGCCUACCGAUGCCUCGGCUUCGUCUCAUCCACAUCGAAGGAAACGAUCUCAUUCGUGGAAUCCGAACAAAUGAAGCGUUCAAGUUUGCCCCAAAACGUGCGGUCCUUAAUAUGUUAAUGUGAAACUAUUAUCCAAAGCUGAUGUCAGGUUUGACAUUUUGUGAAAGAUGAUUGCAUAUCUCAAAACAUAUCCAGCGAUCUCGCGAUAGUGGUUAUUCGGAUUAACCCUUAUAAAACCGUGGAAACUUUACCUUUGAUAAAAUAUUAACUAUUGAAACUGUAGAAAAAAUUUGGUGACAAUAUAGUUGCCACUGCCCGUUAACCCCAAAACACUGUUUGCCGCUGCUUUGUAAAAUCACCUUAUUGCGCUUGCGCACUUUUAUCUAUUUGGUUUUUGCAUUACCGAACUCAAAAAUCGAAAUAAUAUUUCUAGUGCAGUGAAAAAAAAAGUAUUUUUUAUAUAGACUUACGAAAAAAUUGAAAAUUUGAAUUUUUAAUCAAAUACACCAUUUAUUUUACUGAAAAUACUGCAUUAUCUCACAUAAUAUAUCAUCAAUACUACAUCUACAGUUAAAAACUUAUAAACUUGUUGUAUUUUCAAUGAAUUGAAAUAGAAUUUUCUGCUGGCGCUCUAAAAUCGUCGUUGUGUUACAUAAAAAUGACCCCCAAAUUGAUAUCGUACAUUUUUAGCAGCCCGAAAAAAAUGGAGUAUUGCCAGAUACCUUUACAAGUCUUUGGUUAAGUUUUUUUCUGGGUGGCAAUAUGGUUGCCACUGCUAGUGAUCCCCGAUUUUUGAAAUAAAUCGUUCAUCAGCUAAUUUUUUUUAUAGUCAUAAUUUUGUUUAUUUUAUGUUUUGCACAGUUAUUGUUUGACUUUUAAAAUUUGUACUACUCAUUCACACUCAAAUGAAAGUUUAACGCAUUUACAUCAAGGUUACUUUCAGAACUUUUUACAAAAUUUAUAUAAUUCAGAAUCGAAUACCUUUCAGCAGUUUGUUAUUCGAUACGCCAAAUAAGCCCCAAAUAAUCGAUUAAUCGUCACACAGAGAGAAAUAAUUAGUUAGACUAAUAUUUCUCAUUUGCUAGAAAGCCAUCUGGAAUCGAGCGUGUUCAUUCCGCCUGAAAAUCAAUUAUUAUCUUUUACACUCCCCUAAACUCGUAAACGAAGCUCAAUUUGCGUUGACGGCAUUGAGUUUCGUUUACGAGUUUAGGGGAGCAUCAAAGAUUAUGAUUGAAUGUCAGGAUAAAACUGUAGUGGCCGUACGUUUUUUUCUUUGGGUUUGGAUCGAUUAAUCGACGUAAAUUUUUCUUUCGCUUCAAGUAUUGGUUGCGCAGUUUUCGUUCGAUUAAUAAUCGAUUUCUGUAGGAAGUAUUCGAUUAAUUGAUUAAUCGAACGAUUAUCGGGGAUCACUAGCCACGGCCUUAUAAAGGGUUAACUGAUGCCUCAUUUCUUUUCGAGUGUUUUGCAAUGCACUGACGGGGACAGCUUUUCUAACCAACAGAUCCAAUCCUUGCAUGUACAUAAUUCGAAGUUUGCAGAUCGUGUUAUGAUCCGAAGAUUAUAAAGCACGUUAAUUUAUUUCAACUGUGUUUUUAUUUUUUACCAAGUUAUAAGCACCUGUUAUAUAUUUACAAAACUAUCAGUUUUAGAAUGAGAAUGUACCCACCGUGAUGAGCGAGAACGGCUAGCCAAAAUGUAGGCAACCGGAACGCAGCUGGUGGUUGUUGUCACCACUGCUGUUUCCACUCACGGUAAGCCGAGUUUACACUGAGGCACGCUACACACAGUUCCUCCAUCGAAGCAAUACAACGCGACAAUCCAACCCUUCUACAUGAUCGACGUAUCGAAGAGAAUCGUCUUCUGUUCGACAGCCAACGGAUCGGUGCGGAUUGCCGUUCAUUGUUGUCUCUGUGGGAUCUCAUAUUUAGUUCCAUCGACGACAACCUCAAUGCAGCGCAUGCUUUCAUUGUUGUGUUACAAUUUCUGUUCAAACGUUAAGUAUUUUAUAAGAAGUAGGAUAAAAUUCCACUUUAUUUUCAAAAUAAUUGUUGGUAGCAUAAAAAAAUAACAUUGGUGUCAGUCGAGCAUUGAUUAAACAUUGCCUUCGCAUGAGUCACAUCCUCUUACAUCCCAAAGGUUAUCGUCGGAUGUUGAUUGAGCAGACAUAAGAGAACCUACAAAUAUAAAUCUACGAUACGAUUAUUCCUAGGUUACUGAAUGUGUCAUCGAUGUAAUUUAUUUAAAGGAUAACACAACACCACGGCUUACAGAGACAAGGCUAGUUCUUUAGCGAGUAAACAUUUUUUUUGAUGACGUCAUCCGAAUUGUCAGUGUAAAAGUCACCAGUUGUAUUUUGUUUUCCGACUUACGCGUAAAUGUUCCUGAAAUGAAAAAUCAAAAAUGGUUCAAUGCGCUGUGAGCGGGUGUAUAAAUUAUGAAAAUGACAUUAUUGGACCAAAAAAGAGAUUCUUUCGCUUUCCGAAAAACCGAGAAUUAUGUUCUUUGUGGAUAAAUGUUUUAUCAAAUUAUUCAUGGUGUUAAAUAUGAUUAUAUAUUAUCAACGCACAAACUUACAAAGCACGAAAAAUAAAAAAUUAGAACACAUUGUUUACUUCAACGACUCAGAUGACGUCACUAAAAAAUGACUGAUCCGGAGUAGCUAGCCUUGUCUUUGUAAGCCGUGACACAACACAAAGAUACAGUUUCUUCAGAGUAACGAACAAAGCAAGCGCUAUUCAUUCAUAGAAAAAUCAACAAAAUCGAAGUGAAAGUUUUGCAGUAAUAAACCCAGAAAAAGGAGACAUGCACAUAAUAGAUGAAUAGUGGUAAAUAGAAAAAAAGUAUAAAAUAUAUUUACAAAUCUUGAUGUAUGUAACAUUAAACAUUUGAACAAAAAACAACAGAGAUCAUUCGAAUAACAAUCAAAACUAAACUUGUAUAAUAAUCACCAACAAAUACAAAACAUUCUCAGUGUCAGGAAUUAUGAAUAAAUUGAAAAUCACUCUUGAAAUGUUGAUUCAUCAUCAUAAAAAAAAGAACUCGAUGGAAGUCAAAUCGUUAGUUGGAAGCAUUGGUUCAAACGAUUAAUGACAUGCAUUUUCAUUACUCAGGAAUCAUUGCAACCGGUUUAAAACCAUUCGAAUCUUGUUAUUUUGUUCCCUAUCGUUAAACGAUACGUUUGUAUUGAAACACUACAACAUAGCUAGAGACAAAUCAAAAGCCCUUUGUUUUCCAACUGGUUCACGAAUCGUGUUUGUAUACCACUGUUCUCCUUUUUGGGCCCCGGUUUUGUCCUUAGGACAUGUUCUUUCAGCAAUAAAUAAAAUCUCGAAAUAGUAAACCUCUAUUUAGCAUUAAAACUGAGUCCGUCUGCAGUAUUCUCCAAUAUAUUUGGUUCUAGAUCUGAGAGCAUUUUUUAUGCAACAUUGAAUCAUACGGAUGCUUUUCAAAGCAGAAUACGAAAGUGGAUAGCAGGAAAUUACACCAGCGAAAACACAACUAGUUGAUCGAAAAUUGAAAUCCUAUAAGCAAAUGUAAGCAGGAGAUAAGAAAAACAAACAAACAAAUGAGACACUAAAAGUUGAAGAUGUUAUUCCAUAUUUUUCGUGAAUGUAUUUGUUUGCAAAACAAAAUGAAAAAGUUAGAUAAUAUUUACCACAAAAAAAACAGUGUAUAAUAACAAUAUGUAAAACCCUAUAAACAAUGCAGUUAGAAAGGGUGGUAGACCGAUGAUACAAGCAGAAGGAAAACGUGAACAGAAAACAAAAAAAAACUAUAUAUACAAAACAUUUAUGAACAUUUAUAUUGGAUUAUUGUAAAGGUAUUGUAUGAAUGAUAAUUUAUUUAUGUCGGAGCAGACACAAAUUACACGGGAAAGGUAUCUUUGAGAAAACUAUGAAGCGACGGACGAAGCAACGGGAUGUUUUUAAGGAGUAUUUCAAUAAACUUGUUAAAAAAGA